Messenger RNA from Penicillium taxi, 354 nucleotides. RefSeq lists its product as uncharacterized. The annotation marks the transcript as partial. The transcript is spliced from 3 exons. The record is from RefSeq and is a predicted model, not a curated record. Lineage: Eukaryota; Fungi; Ascomycota; Eurotiomycetes; Eurotiales; Aspergillaceae.
UAUCCAUUGCAAUAUCAAUCACGAAAAUUUCUGUUGAAUCCUGCUUUUGAUCUCGAAGCUAUUGACUUCUUAAGCUCUUCGCUAUAUAGCUUGAAGCCAACCUCUGGUGAAGGAGCGCUGGAUUUUCUUCCACGACAUUGGAAAGAACAACCUACAAGUCGAAAGCUUAAGCGGUUUCGAAAAGCAUUAGCCCGUACGAGGAGAUUUAUAGGACAAAUCACCAAACAAUGUUGGCUAUCUCAACUUAAUUCAGCGACAGAUGUGCAAACUGCUAACCAAGCUAUUAUAUCUCGCACAGUCAAAAUCAACUUUAUCCCUCAUCUUGAUGGUUUAGAUACUACUCAGGAUAUGUAG